Molecule: messenger RNA, 2282 nt
Organism: Carassius gibelio (silver crucian carp)
Lineage: Eukaryota; Metazoa; Chordata; Actinopteri; Cypriniformes; Cyprinidae
Gene: fndc4a
Product: fibronectin type III domain containing 4a
Exons: 6
Coding region: 432-1094 (220 amino acids)
Molecular function (GO): protein binding
Source: RefSeq, a predicted model, not a curated record
CUCGCGUUCUCUGGAGCUGACCGUGGUGCUGAUCGCCGCGCGCUCGCUCGAGAUCAACACUGACAUGCUCGAGCGUCAAUGCUUCAUGCUUCGUAUCUGAAGACCUCCGACACUGAACUUGAUGCUCCCUCACAACCUUCAGUUUCGGAGGAAAUCCUAAAAUAAUCGAGCAUGGAUCUGUAGUGAGACGGAGGCAUUUUGGAAGUCGAAGGAAAGUCAGUAUCAAACCUGAUGUUGACGUGGACGUUCCGGCACGUGUUUUAAUAGGAUUUGCGAACAUGAUGCCCAUCAUGAGAUUUUUACUGUAGUUUAUUUAAGAUGUGUGUUAUUUGAAUGAAUUUAUAUUCAGAAUGUUGCUAUAAACAUAUCCGUUUAGAAGCGAAAGAAGAUAACUACAUCUAUUUGGAUCCUUGGACAUUCGAAGUGGAGAUAUGGCUCGCGUUCUUGUCCUUGUUAACUCAGUCGGACUGUUGCUCUUCGGUAGUGAAAUGUUUCUGGUGGGAGCAAACCGUCCACCUGCUCCAGUUAAUGUGUCAGUCAUGCACCUGAGAGCUGAUUCAGCAACGGUGUCCUGGGAGGUGCCUGAGGGUGACAUCAUCAUCGGCUUUUCCAUCUCCCAACAGAGAAUGGACGGCAAAAUGCAGAGGUUUAUCAGGGAGGUGAACACCACCAGCAGAUCUUGUGUGCUGUGGGACCUGGAGGAGGAGACAGAUUAUAUUAUCCAAGUGCAGUCCAUCGGCCUUUACGGAGAGAGCCAGGCCAGUAAACGCAUCCACUUCAGAACCCUGAAGAAAACAGACCGCUUCCCCUCAAACAGUUCAAAUCAAGAUGACCCGACUGUCCAAGGACUGGAUAAAGCUCGACACCUGCAGACAGGAGAGAUGAUCAUCAUUGUGGUGGUGCUUCUUAUGUGGGCAGCUGUAAUUGCCUUGUUUUGCCGGCAGUAUGACAUAAUAAAGGACAACGAUUCCAGCAACAGUAAAGAGAAGGUAAAACCAUCCUCAGAGAGAAGCACCCCAGAGCAUCAGAGCGGAGGUCUGCUACGGAGCAAGUUCCACCAGUCUGUGCCAUCGAUCAACAUCAUCGAGGUGUGAUGGGAGCAUCGUAGACGUCAGUCAUGCCCUCCGUGGCAGUAUCAGGAUGACAGUAUGUCAACCCUUUCAUCACCCGACGGUCAAAAAUCCAUCAGCUACACCGCUGUAUCGGCCCACCCAUAUACACAUAUUAAAGCCAUCUACUGGAAGUGUAAAUGACGUACAUUACGCGUAUGACUGGAUGUCUUAUAUUUUAUGAUGGAUGGAGAAUUCCCAAACCCCUUACUGCAAUAUAUCAGACUAAAUCUGGGAUCUUUUCUCUUGUAUAGAGAAGGAAGGAAGGUGCAUUUUUUGUAAUGGUGCUGAAGUAUGACAGGGUUUCUAUUAUUUAUUAGCUUGUGUUUUGUUUGUGCAUGCAGCUCUUGUGGUCUGAUAGGAUGUGUACAGAAGCAGGUCUUUAGAGUAAAGGAAUAAUUCACCGCAAAAUUUAUCUGAGGCCUUUAGAAAGGUAGAAGUCAGAACAGAUUUUGAGAAUUUUAACAUUGCACCACUUGCUCACCAAUUGAUCUUAUGCAGUGAAUGGGUGCCGUCAGAAUGAGAGUUCAAACAGCUGAUUAAAACAUCACAUGUGGAUUAUUGUGAUGUGUUUGGACACUCAUUGUGACAGCACCCAUUCACUGCAGAGGAUCCAUUGAUAUUUCAAAUUUAAAAAACGAAAUUCCUCUAAAUCCGUUCCGAUGAUGAAACUAACUUAUCUACAUCUUGGAUGGUAUAGGCUUGUGUAAAUUUUCAGCAAAUUGUAAUUUUCCGGGUGAACUAUUUCUUUAAAUUUGUGCUCUUAUUUUCAUAAGUCUGCUUAUUAGAGAGAACCAAUUUAUGCCAAAUGCCUCUGCUUACAAAUAGCUUCACCUCUUCACCUUCUUUAACAGUUUUUAUGUAUCCUUAAUAUGGCUAGUAAUAUUUAUUUGCUUAUUUACCCAGUUUUGUUUCACUGUUAUAAUCUUAAAACCCUCAAACCUGAAUAAUGUACCUAAAAGGCUAAUCUCACUGUAAAAAAAAUAAAAAAAAAAUAAAAAAAGGAAUAUCCUGACUGAAUCUGAAUUGUUGUUUUAAGAAUAUGAAAAGACCAUAAACCUAAUGAUGAAAAGUGCAUGCAUAUUUUGCAUUUAUGCUCUCAGUUCAUGGCUCUUCUUUUAAAUGAGUUCUAUUUCUCCUGAUCAGUUUUAAUAAAGAUAAUGAAUGACUUGA